GUCGUGGGGUGGGGUAAGAGGGAAGAGGAGGGGUGAUCUCCUAACAAACAGCUGUUGCAGCUGCAGAGAGGAAAAAGGAGAAAGCUCAGGAGCAGCAGCAGCAAUCCGACCCCUGCAACAGCUUUAUCAUGAACAUGUACCUGUUUGUGUAUGACUUAAUGCAAUUCUGUGGACAUUCUUGGAUAUUUACAAAUAUGAUCAUCAGGUUCAUGACAUUUGGAAAAGAUUCACUGGCUGACACGUUUCACUCCAUAGGACUUGUAAUGCGCCUUUGCCAGCUGUUCUCUGUGUUGGAGAUCCUGCACAUCCUCAUUGGCAUUGACAAAAGCCGUCUCCUCCCCAGGUUUCUGCAGAUCACUGAGAGAAUAAUCAUUUUAUUUGUCGUGAUCAACAGUCAGGAAGAAGUUCAAGGGAAAUAUGUCGUCUGUGUUUUAUUUUUCCUUUGGAAUUUAUUAGAUGUGGUCAGGUACACUUACAAUAUGUUGGCAAGGAUGGGCAUAUACUACCUACCACUAACAUGGCUCAACUUCUCACUGUGCAUCCUGCUUUAUCCCCUUUCAGUUCUGGCUAAAGGAUUUGCAAUUUGUGUAUCACUGCCUUAUUUUGAAUCCUUUGGCACAUACUCUAUCAAGCUACCAUUUCCAUUCACCUUCUCAAUCUACUUCCCCUAUGUUCUGAAAAUGUACCUGCUAGUGCUCUUUGCAGGUAUGUGCUUUAUCAUCCGGAACCUUAUCUCUGAGAGAAUGGCACACCUAGGGACAGGCAACAUCAAAAAUAAAAGAAGCUAAGUUGAUAUUUUGUUUGGAAGGACAAAAUAUAUUCCUAGGGGAUUGCUGCACAUCAUAGAUAAAAACAAACUGGAAAGAUUUCUCAAUGCAAAACUCCUCUUUGCAUGAACAUUAUCUGGCUGUGUAGAAUUUUCAGAAAAAACAGAUCUCUUGACUGCACCUCAAAAAUACAGCAGCUUUUGGAAACUUUGGAAUGUGUUUUGAAAACUCUUUGACUUCAAGUGGCAAGAGUUUUUUCAAAUUAAUUUUUUUUCUAAUAUAUGUUACAGAAUUCUGAAAAAAAUGAAGCAUGCCACAACUCACUGCCACACCCUUAUUUCAGUGUUAAUUCUUACCUAUAGCUACAGAUAUUCUGUAAUGACAAUAUCAUUUAAUCUGUAAGAUUAUUUUAUACUAGGCCAACGUGUAUGUAUCUCAUGCAUAAAUGCUAAAUUGGCUGGAACUGGAAUCUCUCAAGGAGCAGAAGUCAGAACCUUUGCAACCUAGAGACUAACAAGCUGAUUAACCCAGGCAUUCACUAAGGAUCCUUCACAUUCUGGCUCCAUCCUUCAGUUGUCAAAAGACAGUUCCAGAAAAUGUAGCUAAAUCAGAAAGGCAAGUGUUAAGGUACUCAUCUACUGUAUAUUCAAGGAGAAGUUUAAGGGUCAGAAAUAAACACUUGUAACCAUG
Molecule: messenger RNA, 1457 nt
Organism: Passer montanus (Eurasian tree sparrow)
Lineage: Eukaryota; Metazoa; Chordata; Aves; Passeriformes; Passeridae
Gene: HACD4
Product: 3-hydroxyacyl-CoA dehydratase 4
Exons: 7
Coding region: 129-788 (219 amino acids)
Biological process (GO): very long-chain fatty acid biosynthetic process; fatty acid elongation; sphingolipid biosynthetic process
Cellular component (GO): endoplasmic reticulum membrane
Molecular function (GO): 3-hydroxyacyl-CoA dehydratase activity
Source: RefSeq, a predicted model, not a curated record